AUGGAAAGACAUCUUUAUACGACGACGUUUCUUCACUUAGUCACCUUACUCUUCAUUUUCCGGACAAUCUCAGCCGUCCGAUUCCCUCCGGGACCAACACCAACCAACGACCUAGAUUUCAUCCGCACGAGCUGCAACGCAACGCUUUACCCUGACGUGUGUUACACGUCACUAGCUGGCUACGCCUCCUCCGUACAAGAUAAUCCGGCGAGACUAGCUAAGCUAGCAAUCGGCGUUUCUCUCUCCCGCGCAAAAUACACGGCGAGUUACCUCUCCAAACUCUCACGCGCCUCCGCCUCCGCUGCCGUCCGAGACUGCGUUUCGAACGUCGGAGACGCCGUGGAACAGAUGCGUGGCUCACUCCGGCAGCUACGAGAGAUGAACCACCGUCGUCCCGGAGCUCCGGCGUUUAGGUUUCAGAUGAGUAACGUGCAAACGUGGAUGAGCGCGGCGUUGACGGACGAGGAGACUUGUACGGAUGGGAUCACGGAGGAGAUGGAAGACGGAGAGACGAAGACGGCGGUAUGCGAGAGAGUCGCCGAUGUCAAGAGGUUCACGAGUAAUGCACUUGCUCUCGUUAACACUUACGCUAAUAAUGGAGCCUAG
This is a messenger RNA of Arabis nemorensis, 606 nucleotides long. The record is from the annotation of a GenBank genome assembly. NCBI's taxonomy places the organism in Eukaryota, Viridiplantae, Streptophyta, Magnoliopsida, Brassicales, Brassicaceae.